Phyllopteryx taeniolatus (common seadragon) is the source of this 7467-nucleotide messenger RNA. RefSeq names its product ATP-dependent RNA helicase DDX3X-like. Bases 676 to 2841 code for a protein of 721 amino acids. The record is from RefSeq and is a predicted model, not a curated record. Gene Ontology annotation, cellular component: nucleus; P granule. The transcript has 19 exons. Gene Ontology annotation, molecular function: RNA binding; RNA helicase activity; ATP binding. NCBI's taxonomy places the organism in Eukaryota, Metazoa, Chordata, Actinopteri, Syngnathiformes, Syngnathidae. Gene Ontology annotation, biological process: cell differentiation; gamete generation.
AACCAAUUGUCUGCUUUGUUUAUGAUAAAGACAACAUGGCCUUUCUGUCUUUUAUUUGAUGUUACUUUGUAAGCGGAAAUCCUUGACUAGUGGAGAGCAAAGUGGCCUUCAGAUGAAAUGGUCAACAGUCGUUCGGUGGCGAACUUGACCAUUUUCGUGCGCGAUACAUCAAGCCAUCGACGAAGCGUCCGGUGUAGACCGACACACAUCCGGCUAAUUAUCCAUUCAUUCAACAUAAUUAUAGAUACGCUCCCGAUCACAUAAACACAUUUGAAACGUGAGCAAUUAUUCUUCAUUAUUUCGUGCUCGACUUCACGGUUCCUGCACGUUCUCCUAGACUUUCAUUUGACCUUUAUUUUUCCAGCAUCACCGGAUGUUUUUUUUUUUUUUCAGUUUUGUUCACGCGUGCUUUCUUAACACAUCUUCAUUCCCAGCUGUAGAACAAAUCGCCAUCAGCUGGGUUUGCAUCAAGUAGCACCUUGGUGACCAAAGUAGUGGAAUUUUUGUAAGCAUCUUCAAGGUGCGUUGUGCAAAGUGUCGACUAUUGUAACCUUUAAAAGCUGCCCGAUCUCUCUUUUGUCGCGGCGAGGCACGCGACAAACGAGCAUCGAACCCCCGGCAAACAAAGAGCUUUUUUUUCUCAACGUCAACAUUUUUCCUCCAUAUUCCAUAGUGAUGAGUCAUGUGUCCGUCGAGAAUGUCCACGGUCUAGAACAACAGCUCGCUGUCCUAGACUUGAAUGUGGGAGACGGACAAGGUGGUGGCACCAACAGAAGAUACAUUCCUCCACAUUUACGGAACAAAGAUGGUCCUAAAAAUGGAGGAAAUGUGUUCGCUGCCAGGGCCGGCUACACCAUCGCACCCGCCGCCGCCUUCGGUUGGGACGGGGGCCGCGGCAACUUUGUCAAUGGCUACCAUGACAACCGCAUGACUGGCGGGAACGCUUAUAACCGAGGACCGCCUCGCAUGGAGCGAGGCCGAGGGGGUGUGGGCGCAGGCGGCUAUCGUGGCAACAGAGGCGGAUCCUUCAAUCCCAUCAACACCGCUCCGCCGAUGGGCUUCGGCUUGUACGAAAACAAAGAUGCUGGCGGGUGGAACACUGCCAAGGACGCCUACAGCAGCUUUGGAAACAACAGAGGAAAAUCUGCUUUCUUCAAUGACCGAAGCAACGCAAAUCGUGGACGGUUUGACCACGGUGGCUACAGUGGCGGCGGAGGUGGGAACAGCCGCUGGGUGGAGGAGGCCAGCAGCGACGGAGACUGGUCCAAACCGACGCCGCUCAACGAACGACUCGAGCAAGAGUUGUUCUCCGCCAGCAACACUGGAAUUAAUUUCGAGAAAUACGAUGACAUUCCUGUCGAGGCGACUGGACAGAACUGCCCUCAUCACAUCGAGAGUUUCCAAGACAUAGACAUGGGUGAAAUUAUCAUGGGCAACAUUGCGCUGAGCCGCUACACACGCCCGACCCCUGUCCAGAAAUAUGCCAUUCCAAUUGUCAAGUCCAAGCGAGACCUCAUGGCCUGCGCACAAACAGGUUCUGGCAAGACUGCUGCAUUCCUGCUGCCAAUUCUCAGCCAAAUCUACACAGAGGGACCAGGAGAUGCCGUUAAUGCGGCUAAAGCCUCUGGGCAGGAGAAUGGAAAAUAUGGCCGUCGUAAGCAGUACCCCAUUUCUUUGGUCCUGGCCCCUACUCGAGAGCUGGCACUGCAGAUAUAUGAUGAAGCCAGGAAGUUUUCCUACCGGUCCAGAGUGCGUCCCUGUGUCGUGUACGGAGGAGCAGACAUCGGCCAGCAGAUCCGAGAGCUGGAGAGAGGCUGUCACCUCCUGGUGGCCACGCCCGGAAGACUGGUGGACAUGAUGGAGAGGGGCAAGAUUGGGCUAGACUACUGCAAGUACCUUGUCCUGGAUGAAGCGGAUCGGAUGCUGGACAUGGGCUUCGAGCCGCAGAUACGGCGCAUCGUGGAACAGGACACCAUGCCUCCCAAAGGAAGCCGGCAGACCAUGAUGUUCAGCGCCACCUUUCCCAAAGAAAUCCAGAUUCUGGCCAGGGAUUUCCUGGACGACUAUAUCUUCCUGGCAGUGGGACGAGUGGGCUCCACCUCCGAGAACAUCACUCAGAAGGUGGUUUGGGUGGAAGAGAGCGACAAGAGGUCUUUUCUCCUGGACCUGCUCAGUGCCACGGGCAAGGACUCGCUGACUCUGGUUUUUGUGGAGACCAAAAAAGGCGCCGACGCCUUGGAGGACUUCCUGUACCGGGAAGGUUACGCCUGCACCAGCAUCCACGGCGACCGCUCCCAGAGGGACAGAGAGGAGGCUCUGAACCAGUUCCGAUCUGGAAAAUGCCCCAUCCUGGUGGCCACAGCUGUUGCGGCUCGUGGACUUGACAUCUCCAAUGUGAAACACGUUAUUAACUUUGACCUGCCCAGUGACAUUGAGGAGUACGUUCACCGUAUUGGACGCACAGGACGAGUGGGAAAUCUGGGACUGGCCACAUCGUUCUUCAACGACAGGAACGGGAACAUCACUAAAGACCUGUUGGACAUCCUGGUUGAAGCCAAACAGGAAGUUCCUUCCUGGCUGGAGAGCCUGGCCUAUGAGCACCAGCAUAAGAGCAGCAACCGCGGACGCUCCAAGAGGUUUGCUGGUGGUUUUGGAGCACGUGACUAUCGUCAGACGGCCGCCGGAGUCAACGCCGGAGGCUUUGGAGGGCGUGGCGUUCGGAACCAAGCGGGACACGGAGGAGCCCGCGGCUUUGCAGGAGGCGGCUUCGGAACCUUCUACACGAGCGACGGCUACGGAGGCAACUACUCGCACUCUCAAGUUGACUGGUGGGGCAACUAGACCAUGAAUUCUCUCACACAUUUUGUCUUUCUUCCUUUCUCAACUCUGCCGUCUUCACCACAUCUGCCGCCCUAGUUGACAUUUAGAACCUGUGUGCAUGCUCUACAAAUAUACUCAUUAUUCAGCACCCCCACAACCUACCUGGACAAUGUAAUCUACAUUUAUUUCAUGCUAAAAGCUCACAACAGACAACAUGGUAAAAGUAUUCUUCCGUUCGGUUAUUUGGCAACAUUCCCCCUGUAGGAUGUUUUCUUUGUCACUUUUAAUAUUUGAGUUUUAGCUCUGUUUUGUUCUGCCCUCACUCAGUCACACAGACUUCCUGCGAGCUGCUCCCGAUCCACGCGUCAUCUUUGUGUUGAAUGCAUGUCCGCCAUACAAGUAAAACGUACACAACUGAGACAUGAAACAAAUUCGGAAAUGGGAACUGGCGGAGGCCUCCAUCUGGAAGAGAGGCCACAAAUAUUGCUCUUAUUUUUUAAACCCUUUCUUUUAAUUGAAGUGCAGAUGUCUUAGAUUUGUGAGGAGACCCAGGAAGUUCUGGGAUGGAAAUUGGAACGCUAGCAAGCAUUGUUGCUCAUCACUUGAAAUGGAAUCGUAGGACUUGUGCUUUACUUGGAAAAAAAAUAACAACAAAGUAAAAUCAUUUGUUUCUGUACUGUGCCUUCAAGAAUUCAAGCAUUGGCUUUUCUUAUUUCUGUUCUGUGAAAAACACACAUUUAAUGUCAUGUAUAGGUUUGUUAUCUUGAUUUCUCUUUGGAAGGAAACAAGCUAGACUUGAACUAAAUCAAACCUUGGCAAAACAAAACUAAACUUGGUAAAACCGCCAUGAGGAAACUACAAGGUGAUUCCUCGUUCUCUGAUCCGGUUCCUAAAAGCAUCAAGUUCAACCCUCCUGCAGUAGGCUUUCUGCUUUGAGAAAUCGGAUGUCAAUCUUGUGGCUCUGCUUUGAGCUGGAAGUCAAGAAGUUCCUGGCGCAGUCGCCAAAAGUUGGCAGGUCAGUAACUGCGCCACUAAGCAGUGCAGCGGUCAAACUUCAACGCAUCAAACUUUUAAGAUGUACAUUUUCUUUUUCUUCUCCCCGAUCGAUUGGUGACCUUGCUGCUGCUGUUUUGUGAAGUUCCAUUUGUCAGCGCACGUCUGUCGUGCCAACUCUUGGCGUCCGUACGCUCCUGGGAACCUGACUCCGCCUACAGCCGCAAACUUUGAAGCCCUUCUUGGCCAAAAGCGUCUUUCAAGGGGAAACGCAACUCGAAAGACUCCGAGAUCCAAAAUUCCCUGCUCACUCUAUCCUGGAGAGUCACAUGAAGAGUUUUCUCUUACAAGAAAAAAAUCAUUCCAGUAUUGCUUUGAGUGUUUUUGGAUAAAUCGCGGUCAGGGAUGAAUGCAUACGUCGGGCCCGAGUGUCUCCCAGCAGGGCAGCCGCUGGGAGGCAGCUAGAGGACUGAGGCAAACACGAGAAAUAGUUUGCUUACUUUUGAAGGUUUGACAUCGGCCCGCCCAGUCUGUUUCUCCAAACCACACUUUGAUGAGGAGGAUGAGGAUGAUGGGCCACACUCACAUUUUGCCCCACCUGGCGAGUAGCCGCGCUAGACGACCGAAAGCCACAAAUCGGGGACUUGCCCCGUUUUGCGCGUGGCCCUGCUGCGGAACCAGGCCGUGUCUCGUCGAGGAACGCCACCUUUCAUUCCUAGUGUCAAGUCAAAAAGCAGGGUGCAAAUGGAUUUUAUUUACAUGGAGAUCUUAAACACAUUAACAUGUAGAUAACGUGUACAUAGUUGAAAUUAUGCUCGGUCGCAAUGCUGGACUCGACAUUGUCUCGAGAGCCGAGUUCAGUGGACAUUUAGAUUCCAUUCAAUAGAUUUCCUCAAACUUGCUCACUGGCUUUGAUGAAAACAGCCAAGCUGUGGGCUAAGACAGUAGGACAUAUGCAAGUGUUGUUGUUUUUUUUUGGUCAAGCAAUUUAGACAUGCAAAAACAAGUGUUAAGAGUUCUCCAGCCAGGUUUUUAGUUAUGCUGGUGGGGGAGGGGAGGGGAGGGUACCCCCUUUUUUUCGGUUCCGUUUGUUGUUGUUUUUUAACUGCGUUUCAGUGGGAGGUAGUAUUCAGUUGAGUAGUUUGUUUGGAGGUCACAUUCAUUGUAGAAAAAGUCCCCCCAAAGCAGCAUUUUUGUUUCGGUGUAGUGAAGAGAGCUCGUGCACAUCAUCAUGUAUCCCAUGGAAGCUGGUUCUCCCUAUUGUGAGCUUUCUAGAGAUGUGUUCACAUACAGCCAGUUUUGGGGAUUUCAGUCCUUGUGGUUGAGCUGCAGGAGGUUGCAGGCAAAAUGGCAGAGAAACAUUUUGACCAGAAUUGUUGCGCACCGGGUCGCUCGCUGUCAUGGGAGUGAACGCGCACUCGACACCGAGCAGACGGUAGAGUUGCAAAUGACAAUCGGUUGAGGACUUAAUUCUCAUUUCUUCCGUGGCGCUUUCCCCCUCCCCCUGGGUUUUGAUGACAUCUCAACAUGUCUCAUUCACCAGGGAUCUUUUUGUGAUUUGCGUGCGCUUCGUACGCUCGCGAACGCUGACAUGCUCGGUGCCUUGAAAUUCUUCCUUCCAGACUCAAGCGAGUGUUGUUCUCACACAGGCACUUGUUUAUACCUUCCCUAUCACUUUAGCUGCUCGUAAAUGUCUAAACCUGCAACCCGAUGUUGUUUAUUUGCAGCAGGUUAGCCCGCUGAUGUUAGCAUUUAGCUUAAAGCACUAAUUGCACAGUUUCUAGCGUAGCUGUGGGUUUUUCUGCGUUUUCUGGGUCUGUCGUUGCCAUCUGGUGGCGAAGCGCGGUACGUCACACAUAGCCUCCAUAGCAAAUCAUUUACCUUGCGAUGCCUUAAAUUCAAGACGGAUUGUCCGGAUAAAAGUGAUAUUGGUUACACUUUGUAAUGUCUUAGCUUGGAGUCGGUUGUAUCGAUUGCACCGCCACGGCAGAGAAUUCAGACUUUUAAGACGAAGAAGUGUGGUGUUGGGGAACAAUUUAAUGGUGCUAUGCUCUCCCUUUGCUGCGGCCUCCAGGCCUUCUGUUUGUAGAAAGACUGAAAAUCCUACUUUAGUUUUGACAAAAAGUACUUCAAAUGUCUUCUGUAGCCCGGGUACUCCAACGCCUCUGAAGAGGUGCAUAUGAGCGAGUGUUUAGAGUUGCCAAAAGAAAAGACUUCUCAGUAGUGAUGCGUGUGUGUGCGUGCGUGCGUGCGUGUGUGUAAAAGGAUGUUCCUGAUGUGAAUCUCUGUUUGUGGGGACUGGUUUGUGUUUUAGUUCAGAACCACGGCAAGAUCCAGCUGUUUGCACCCAAAGUUCUUGUCUACUUUCGGUAGUUUGUGUAAUUUAUCAAACGUUUUUGAGAAAUAUUUAUUUUUAUAAGCCUAGUGCAAAUGUUUAAAAAAGUGACUUGACCAAAAGACAGUGAACAAAAACACUGGCACAUGAAUGUUGGAUGUCAUUGGUACGAGUGAAAAUUUCUAUUUUUCUGGGGUAGUGUGAGCUUUUUAAUAACGGCGUAAUAGGCUCUCUCUGAGUCCGUCGCGUGACGAGCUGGGACGGCACACUCUUGCCGAACCAUUAGCUCGAACGGCAUCAGCGCUCGCAGAUGUGACGCGCGGAGAGAAACCGAUUACCUUGAAAGUCUCAUUGGACUCAGUAUCAGAUCCACCAACCUGUUUGUACAACAGGUUCCGAUGCCAAUCGUGAUGACGACGAUGAUAAUAACACACCAUUAGCAGCCAUUUUCAAUUGGCCCCCAAAAAAUUUAAAUUUGAAAGAAUUCCACCAAAUAUGCCAAGGUUUGGAUUAAAUUGUAAGAAUCAAAAACCAUUUUGUAAGAAAAAAGAAAAAGAAAAAACAAACAUGCAGUACAAACAUGUCCAGAUUCGCGCCAAGUCAGUUUUGUUGUCGUCGUUCAUUUGUUUUGACACUUUUCCUUCCUGUUAAUACCUGUCGUGUGAUUGUCUAUCAAGUGGGGAUGUUCAAAGUCUGUAACACAGAAGUAAGUGUGCUUCUAUUGCUAUGUUCUUGUGAUCUGCAUAUUUUCAGGCACAGCGUGCUCAAGCGCUCACUGCCGAGCGUCCGGCCAGUCAGGAAAUGGGCGAACGAUGUACGGUGAUACCAUUCGAUCUCGUUUUCCGUUUCACUGUCGUAGCUCUUCUGCCUUUGUGGUCUAGAAUGCACAUUCCCCAUCGGUGGCACGUCAAAGAUAUGCAGCCUUUUCUAUUCCCAACUUUGUAAAUGUGAGUUGAUGGCCCUUUAAGUUGUUUACAAAUGGCAACCUGGGGAGGAAGAAAAUACCCUACAGAGAGCCAACUGAGGUGAUAUGGCGACAGCAAACACUUUUGGGUUUUAUUCAGUAAGGUGAUUGAUUGCGAGGAAAUCUCUGUUGUACUCCCAGUGUGUGAAGCCUGAUGUUGCCCCAUGACUGACUGGCCAGACAGUUCAGCGUGGACACACGGCGCCACCAGCCUGCUAGUUAGUAUUUGCUUUAUGUAUUAGUUUAGCAGUUGUGCACGAUAAGGAGCACUAAAGGAAAAAAAAAAAAAAAAAAAAAACUAUUGUGCAUCCAUUGUGAUUUUACCACAAUUAAAGGUUUGGAUUUGCAAAACUAA